Glossina fuscipes is the source of this 663-nucleotide messenger RNA. RefSeq names its product dynein light chain Tctex-type (gene Dlc90F). The coding region runs from base 224 to 559 and encodes 111 amino acids. Gene Ontology annotation, biological process: microtubule-based movement. Lineage: Eukaryota; Metazoa; Arthropoda; Insecta; Diptera; Glossinidae. Gene Ontology annotation, cellular component: cytoplasm; cytoplasmic dynein complex. The record is from RefSeq and is a predicted model, not a curated record. The transcript has a single exon. Gene Ontology annotation, molecular function: dynein intermediate chain binding.
UGAAUGACAAACUUAACGAAGAUCUGGCAUUGAAAGAAAAAAAAACAGUUUAAGGGAAAUAAUAAACAUAUGUCGACAGAAAAUUAAUCUGUGUUUGGUUAAUAAACGGAUUGUUCCGAACAUUCUUGGGACGUUAUUCAAAUUCCAAUCUCACCGAGAACAAAUAUUUUCGCUAUUUCGCAGUUCAGAAACUUGAAGGCUUUAUUAUAGGCAUAAUCCAAACAUGGAUGAGUCACGCGAAGAGAACCAAUUUGUUGUGGACGAUGUAAGCAAGAUUAUUAAGGAAGCUAUCGAGAAUACAAUUGGUGGUAAUGCAUACCAGCAUGAUAAAGUAAACAAUUGGACUGGUCAGGUGGUUGAGAAUUGCCUUAGCAUGUUGACAAAAGAACAGAAGCCUUACAAAUAUAUUGUUACCUCUAUGAUUAUGCAAAAGAACGGAGCUGGUUUGCACACAGCCAGUUCAUGCUAUUGGAAUAACGACACUGAUGGAAGCUGCACAGUGCGUUGGGAAAAUAAGACCAUGUAUUGUAUUGUAUCUGUGUUUGGUUUAGCGGUUUAGUUUAGUAGAUGCGAGAACCUAUUUUUUUUAAUUUUGCCCGUUUUCAGGGGAGGGAUGGAGGGACUUUUGAAAUUACAUUUGAAUAUAUCAUAAAUGUGCGAAAA